CUAGUCUUUGUCCUUAAAAUGAUAUAAAGUUCAAGAGUCAGACAGGAAUGAGAAUAAAAAUGAUCAUCACGUGGCGAUAAAGGUGUUUAAUAGGCCUCCAUACCCGUUAUUAGCUUUCAGAUAAGAAAAUAGGCGCGCCACGCCGAAUCGCCGACGCAAUUGAGCUUUUCCAACUGCCUUCGUACCAGCAGCAAAGCAAUUCGAACUUUCCUAAAAAGAAAAAGAAGCAAAAAGGUUUAAGCAGCGAGUUGCCGAGAAAGACACUUUUUUUUUUUUUUUUCUCUUGUCAACUUUCUUUUUUAUUGCGAUUCGCAAUUGCAACGGGUAUAUUAUCCGCUAUGAGAAUUCGAAUUCGCCCGCCCUUGUUCAACUAAAAUCCUCUUGUGUAAAUACUGUGCAGCGAAUUUUCGAAGUAUCAAUCACACACAUACACACCUCUCAUAUAUACUACGUCGACAUAUUUUUCUUAUUUUUAUUUUUCUCCUUUUUUUCUAAUUUUCUAUUGGGAGUAAACUUAUAAACACAAAAAGUCUACCACCACCAAUGCGCAAUGGGUAAAAAGAAUAAGAAGCCCACAGCGGGCGAAUCUCCUACCAUGGAGGCGCAAGCUGCAGUAGCAGAGUCCUCGAUUGCACCCCCAACAGCGAAUAAGAAGAAGCCAACUUCUCCUGCGCCUCAGUCGUCCUCUUCCUCUUCUGCGCUCGUGAUUUGCCGAAAUAAGCACUGGCGCUACAUAUCCUCGUUUCAUGGACCAUGGCUACAGCUACCGCUCGAAGUCCUCGAGACAUUAGCCAAUGCGAACUACUACAUGCCCUUGCCGCGCCCUGUCGACCCAGCAGUAUUUUACGACCUGGUGAAGAUCAGACAGCUUGUGGACGGCGCCACCGAUCUGGCUGUGCGCGCUGCGAACGGCGUCGCAUCCUCGACUUUAUCUAAUUCGCUGGCAGGAGGAGCCGCGCAUCAUAUGCAGGCCUUGGGACUCGGGUUUGGGAACAAUGCCGGCGCAAAGCUUAGCCCGGAGCGAAAAUUCCGGAUGAGGGAGCAAGCCACCCAGAAAUUGUCGCGCGCCUAUCAUCUGGACGAAAUAGCUUCGAGCGUAGCGACGAUGCAGUCGACGUCAACUUUGGAAAACGUCGCCAGUCUCGUUUUACAAAGGGCGCCCGAGGAUCCCGAUGCUAACUACGUUCAUUUCUUCCAUGAGAAGAUCCCGUCGAGACAGCUCGCCGAAUGUACCGACUUCCGCGCGUUGGAUCUUAUAAUAGGACAACGACCUUCUGAUUGCGAGCCCCUGAGGACUCGCGCUGUCGUUCGAAUGUUUAAAGAGGAUUUCGAGGGUGCAGUUCGAGAUCUUACCUCUGCGCUAGGCGUAUACCGUCUUCAGAAGCCGCGGCACAAACCAGCGUCAGACGAGUCUACGCAAUUAGAUCAGAUAACCAGGCGGCGGCGAGAUAAUCCUCCUCUUGACGAGAGAGAUCAACCAAGCAGUAUAGAAGUGCAGCUUCUAUUCCAGCGGGCUGGUUGCUACCUUACUUUGGCUUGUGACCAUGUUCCGCUUGCGCUCCCCGAUUCGCCUAUCGCGCAGAAUACGACUUCGCAGAACGGUACCAACGGGGCUAGUAAUGGCAAUACUAAUGGCGGCCCGGCAUCACCACAGGGGGGAGAGGACCUAGAGAAUAAAGGUCCAUCUAAGAAGUUACUGGAAGCGCGUAAGGCAGUACGUGUUUACGCGAAGCGCGCUCUGCGGGAUUACAUGGAGUAUCUCAAACACUUUCAUUAUUCACCUAACUUACCUAUUGAGAUAUCAGAUGAGUUUAGUCGCCAGGUAAACCAGGCGACUCAUCGUAAUAAGAGAUACUACAAUCAAUUCCGCCAUGUUUCUCAGGACCCAAGUAGCCCCACGGGAACCUCGCCUAGCCAUACAGUGUACGAGAUAUCCUCCCUCUUCUCAGCCACACCCCCGGCCGAUCUGCCGCCAUAUCCUUCGACGGAGCUCGUAUCUCAAGGUAGCGUUACUAUGGAGUCAAUUCAGACGACUACCGAAGUGGUUACUUACCAUCCGUUACUGACUGACGCGCUACAUUCGUUGCUACUGUGCCAUACCCUUAUCCAGACCUCGGCAAAAGAGUUGCAGCGCCAUGCACACAUGGUCGCGCGGCUUGCUCGUCUUGCCGAUGGCUAUCCAAUUUUUCAGGCGAGCAGGUCUCCUGCCCGGGCAGAUUGGAUCGAGGUGCUCCGACGGGCCGAAAACUGGAUCGAACUCUCAUCGACUUGGGAGGCUCUUUGCGCCCCUGCCCCACUGCCGAUUCCCGUUUCAACAAACGGGGUAUCUACCGCGACCGCAAGCGUCAACGCUCUAUCCAUAACGGGCGGCACGAGCUCCUCUGAAACCGAGGAGCAGCGGAAGGAGCGAAUGCGCCAGCAAGCUAUCAUCGAGGCUCUGGAAGAUGAGCGUGUCAACGACGAGGCGAGCUUUAAGGCUGCGAUCAUCGCCCGCCAACGUAGAGCGGAGGCCGACCACGCAAGCACUACCAACGGUGGGGUUCCUAGCCCGCACGCCGGCCCGAAGCGGUGGGCCGUGGACGACGGAAGGGAGUACCCGAUUCUCACGGAGCGCGCGGAAGCGGUCGCGCGUUGGAUCCGCGAGGCUCCGACGGGAUCCGGCACCGGGAGUAGCAAACGCAAGAAGAAGCCGAGGGCGGCGAAGCCAGCCCCCGCAUACGACAGACCGGAGACUACGGGUGAAGUCUGAACGAUCACACAGACAGCACAGAUACACACACACAUACACAUUCAAGACUAAGAAAAGCGCCCUUUAUGCAAGCAGUGGAAGAGCUGUUUGAAUAAUAUAAAGCAGCUAGCGGUAUCAAACACACAAGACUACGUAGUCGUAAAUAUUCCCAAAAGGCGAUGCUUCGUGUGAGUCUGUCCUAUCGUAGAUUAAACCAUGUGAUCCGGCUUUAAAUUGU
Messenger RNA from Daldinia caldariorum, 2966 nucleotides. RefSeq lists its product as uncharacterized. NCBI's taxonomy places the organism in Eukaryota, Fungi, Ascomycota, Sordariomycetes, Xylariales, Hypoxylaceae. The record is from RefSeq and is a predicted model, not a curated record. Bases 551 to 2749 code for a protein of 732 amino acids. The transcript is spliced from 2 exons.